GGAGCCCAGCAGCGGCUGGAGGUAAACAGCCAUGUGCGGUCCUGCACUCUAUAUUUAACAGCUGCCACAGAGAAGGCAGCAAGGCCUGGAGAGGUGGCGGCUCUGGGGGCAGCGCUUGCCUCCGGGAGAAGGCCCUCACAGGGCCGCUGGCACCGGCCCUCACGGUGUCACCGUCACCAUGCCAGCCUCGCAGAGCCGGGCCCGUGCCCGGGACCGCAGCAACGUCCUCAACCGGGCCGAGUUCCUGUCCCUGAACCAGCCCCCCAAGGGGGUCACAGAGCCCCGAAGCUCGGGUAGGAAGGCAUCCGGCCCCUCAGCACAGCCCCCACCCCCUUGCGACGGGGCCCGGGAGCGGCGCCAGUCCCAGCAGCUGCCCGAGGAGGACUGCAUGCAGCUGAACCCCUCUUUCAAGGGCAUUGCCUUCAACUCCUUGCUGGCCAUCGACAUCUGCAUGUCCAAGAGGCUGGGGGUAUGUGCCGGCCGGGCCGCGUCCUGGGCUGGUGCCCGCUCCAUGGUCAAGCUCAUUGGCAUCACGGGCCACGGCAUCCCCUGGAUCGGGGGUACCAUCCUCUGCCUGGUGAAGAGCAGCACACUGGCUGGCCAGGAGGUGCUCAUGAACCUGCUUCUGGCCCUGCUCCUGGACAUCAUGACGGUGGCCGGCGUGCAGAAGCUCAUCAAGCGGCGUGGCCCCUUCGAGACGAGCCCCAGCCUCCUGGACUACCUCACCAUGGACGUCUACGCCUUCCCUGCCGGGCACGCCAGCCGCGCGGCCAUGGUGUCCAAGUUCUUCCUCAGCCACCUGGUGCUGGCGGUGCCCCUGCGCAUCCUGCUGGUGCUCUGGGCCUUCUGCGUGGGGCUGUCACGUGUGAUGAUCGGGCGCCACCACAUCACAGACGUCAUCUCCGGCUUCGUCAUCGGCUACCUCCAGUUCCGCCUGGUGGAGCUGGUCUGGAUGUCCUCCAACACCUGCCAGAUGCUCAUCUCCGCCUGGUGAGCCUGUGCCCGAGGCUUGUGGCGGCCAGGAAGAGCCGGCAGGAAGCGGCAAGGCCAGCAUGGGCAGGCGGACUGCGCAGCCCCGCCUCCUCUUCCCCCUCCUGGCCGGACGCUGGCGACCUCAGGCGGGCCCGGCUGGUGACCGGUGGUAUGUCUGGUAGCACUGGGGCCCCUGCUCCCCAGGCAGCCCGAGCCCUGCGUGGGGACUGCCCUGCUUCACUUCUGCACCGGAGGAAGCAGGUGAGAACCCGGCCAGCGGAGUCUCGGUCUUGCAUCAUCAUGCGGCUGUCGAGCUCUUGGCCGCACUCACCGGGCCACAGUACAACAAGCUGUCCUUGGCCAUCCACAGGGCCACAGAUAGCUCAGGGCAGCCCUUUCACAGGGUGCCCCCCUGGACAGUGGCCUGGGGAAGAAAAGGGUUUCAUGGUCAACUAAAUUUGGGGGCAGCCGCACCCCCUGCCCCGUGUCGGCCACGCGCGAGGGCUGUUGCCGUCACGCAGGCUCUGCCAGGUCCUGCAGAGCAGCCUCCUGUCGCCCGUGUUUCCUCGGCUUAUCGACCACGGGGCCCUUUUCUCCGGGGACAGCUGCCAACCCCUGAGGGGCCGCUGUCGCCUCCAGCCCAUCUGGGGAGAUGCUGCCCAGCAGCCGAGGGGCCUGAGGUGUGAGCUGGCCUCUCCCAGCGCUGAGCAGGGCCACAGCGGGUAGAAAGCCCACGCCCGUGGGCGUCGGUGCCACUUUGGCCCCCAGGGGCCGGACUCCGUGUGACCUAAUAGGUCGUUUCCAAGUCAGCCGUUAUGGAGGUGCGUUUCAUGUGACAAUACAGAUGACAUGCAAGCGGA
This is a messenger RNA of Artibeus jamaicensis (Jamaican fruit-eating bat), 1832 nucleotides long. RefSeq names its product phospholipid phosphatase 7 (inactive) (gene PLPP7). Gene Ontology annotation, molecular function: sphingosine-1-phosphate phosphatase activity. The record is from RefSeq and is a predicted model, not a curated record. Gene Ontology annotation, cellular component: nuclear envelope. Bases 179 to 994 code for a protein of 271 amino acids. The transcript has 2 exons. Lineage: Eukaryota; Metazoa; Chordata; Mammalia; Chiroptera; Phyllostomidae.